AUGGGGAGCGUACCUUUCUGCAUGAGAUCAAGAAAGGAAGCGCUCCAGCUCCUCAAGAAGUUGGUCAGCCAAGCUUUCUUUGGAAGUUGUGGCCUGUUAAUUCCUUUGGGAAUCGAUUCCUCACAUGUGCCAGGAGAUCACAUCCUGCUUCCUUCACAGGGCCAUGUUUCCAGAGAAUGGUCCGCGUCUCCAGCUCCCAACCUGAUGGGCAAGGGGUCAACCAAGCCAUCCGUAUGGUUCCUGGUUGCCCCUUUUGGAUCCCAGUGCAGCCUAGCAAAGAGCAAAGCUGUUAACACACCCGCGUUUGCUCGGCACACAACCCAAGCGGAAGCGGAACUCAGGGCCUUUCCCCAAAAGGUAUGGUGUGUAUACUAUCUAUGGUUUUAAGGGAAAGGCCUCUGGUGGGAUUUAGCUUGCCCAGGGCAGGAGCGUACUGAGAUUUAUUUUGUUGUUGUUGUUUUUUUAAAUGAUAUUUAUUGAGAAUUUUAAAGUUACAAAGGAAAAAGAAGGAAAAAAUAAGAAAAAGAGAAAAAGAAGGAAAAGAAUAGAUAAAAAUAACAAUUAAACAAUACAAAUCAAUGAAAACCAAAAUCAAAAAGAAAAAACAAAACACACAAUGCAACACAAUAAAAAAACAAAAAUAUACAACAAGUUUAAAAACAAAUCCAAUAUUCCCAAAUCCUUAACUUUCAUGAACUUAUUUCAUCGACCUCCUCACACCUCCCUUUUUUGUAUUCUAGUUGUUAAUUAUCUCAGCAAAUCCCUUCCAUCUUUCACAAUAUUCUGUCAUUAAAAUUACCUUGAUCUAUUUUAACCUUAUCUUACCAUAAAAAACCUUAAAACUUAAAACUUAAAUCUUAUUUAUACUGAAUUCUUUUAACCAUAACAUAUUCUUACAUAAUUCUUUUUAACAUUUCUGCUAAAGCCAAUUAAUUUCAUUCCAACAUUUUUCUGAUACACAUUAAUUUUGCGAUACUUUUCUAAAUAAAUUUUUAAAACUUUCUUCCAAUCUUUAUCCAUCGUCUCUUCUCCUGGUCUCGGGUUUUGUCAGUCCUUUCUAUCCCAUUCAUCUAGUCCAUCAACCUGGUGACCUUAUAUCCGAGGCUCUUAAGUCUUUUCCAUGUCCCUUCCGCAGGUCUUCUUCAUGUUUAUACCUGUACUUUACUUUGUCUUCUGCUCCUUUCACUCUGGGAGACUCCAACUUGUCAAUAUUUUUGUCCCUUCUCGACAAUUUAGCACCUUUUCCAUAGUCAACACUGAGAUCCAUGUGGUAUUUAAAGGCAUGUUUCAAGGCCCCUCCAAAAUUUAUUUUGUAUUAUCUGUUUGCACCAUCACUGUGUGCAACCCUUGAGAAAGAGGUUCGUGCCCCAAGGGGCUUACAAUCUUUAAUUUGACAUGGGGAGGCAACAGGGAAAGGUUGAGGGUCCAAGGGGGUUCCUGAGUCCUGCUGAAAGACAUAAGCCAGGGUCUGUGAGUUUAAAUUUAGACAGCUGAAUGUGCUUCUGAUAGGACGUUCUGUCCAUGGAGUUCAGUCUGUGGUUUCCCCAUUCACAUGUGCAACUUUACUUGAAGUUGCAGUCAUACAAUACAUGAAACGGCUUGCCUCAUCUGAACAUCGGCUGCCGUUUUUCUCCCAGAGGGCCUGGAGGACCCACUAAGGAAAGGGCCAGAGGAAGGUUUGAAGGAAAUAAAAAGUAAGGCAAAAAUAUGAUUGUUUAUUAAUUAUUAUUAUUAUUAUUAUUAUUAUUAUUUAUUCCUCGUCCAUCUGGCUGGGUUUCCCCAUCCACUCUGGGCGGCUCCCAACAGAACACUAAAACUUCAAACAUUAAAAACUUCCCUAAACAGGGCUGCCUUCAGAUGUCUUCUAAAAGUCAGAUAGUUGUUUAUUUCCUUGACAUCUGGUGGGAGGGCGUUCCACAGGGCGGGCACCACUACCAAGAAGGCCCUCUGCCUGGUUCCCUGUAACCUCACUUCUCACAGUGAGGGAACCACCAGAAGGCCUUUGGAACUGGACCUCAGUGUCCACGCUGAGCGACAUGGGUGGAGACGCUCCUUCAGGUAUACUGGGACGAGGCUGUUUAGUGCACUAAAGGUCAGCACCAACACUUUGAAUUAGCACAUACAAUCAGGAACCGCCCUCAGACCUGCGGGUAUAGGGCAAUACAGUGGUACCUUGGGUUACAUACGCUUCAGGUUACAGAGUCCGCUAACCCAGAAAUUGUGCUUCAGGUUAAGAACUUUGCUUCAGGAUGAGAACAGAAAUCAUGCUCUGGUGGUGUAGCGGCAGCAGGAGGCCCCAUUAGCUAAAGUGGUGCUUCAGGUUAAGAACAGUUUCAGGUUAAGAACGGACCUCUGGAACAAAUUAAGUACUUAACCCGAGGUACCACUGUAUAUAAAUUCCAGAAACAACAACAACAACAAUUAGGAUAGAAAGGAAAGGGUUAAGAGAGAAAAGCUGCUGGAGGAGGAGGAAGUGAAUAAAAAGAACAAGUAAGAGGGAUGAAAGAUUUGUUUGGCAUGGGGAGGACAUGGUACACGUUGAGCAGAAAAGGAGAAUGAAAGAAGAAAAACCUUUCUGCAUGAGAUCAGAAAGGAGGGACUCUUGUUCCUCAAGAAGCUGGUCAGCCAAACUUCCUUUGGAAGUAAUGGCAUGUUAAUUCCACUGGGAAUCCAUUCCUCACAUAUGCCAAGAGGAUACUAUAUCCUGCUUCCUUCACAGGGGCACACUUCCGGAGAAUGGUCUGCGUCUCCAGCUCCCAGGCUGAUGGGCAAGAGUGCAACCAAGGCGUCCGUGCAGUUCCUGGUUUCCCUUUCUGGAUCCCAGGUCAGCCCUACCAAGGCACUGAAGGAAUCCUCAUAGAAGCAUCUUUGUCCUCGUGCCUCUUCGCCACUUCCCAUUGUUUGUGUGGGUAUGGCACCUCCUCAGCCAGACUUUGGGCCAGAACUUGGCUGCUACAUCCGCACUAAAGGAGAGCUCCAAGAUAGAAGGUAGGAGAAACUAUCCAUUGAAUGACCCAUAGGAAAGCUUCCUUCCCAUGUCCCCCAUCAUCAUGCCCCAGACUGGUGCUAGCAUGGCUUGGAGCCAGGCGCCUGCUGAUGUCUCUGCUUUGCAGCGAGGGAAAGCAGCAGCCUAGCUUUGGAAACUGCCUCUGUUGUCCUGUCCUCAUCCCAGGAGAGACUGGAGCCCAGAAGAAGGACAGAUGACUGGGGCAGGAGGAAGGAGGGGGUCCUUAUGAAACACAUAAGAAGAGCCUGCUGGAUCAGGCCCAUGGCCCAUGUGCUCCAGCAUCCCUUUCCCUCUGGGGCUUCCCAGAUGCUUGCAAGCAGGAUUCAAGCACCAGAGCCCUCUGCCCACCUAUGGCUUCCAACAACUACUUUGGAGAAGCAUAGCUGCCUCUCACUGUGGAGGCAGAGCGUUGCCAUCAUGGCUAGUAGCCUUUGAUAGCUCUCACCUCCAUUGAAUCGUCUAAUCCUCUUUUAAAGCCAUCUUAUCUGAGAUGCUCUUCCGGUGCAUCUGAUUCUCCCAUGCUUCAUUGUUCCAGCAAGAAGGUGGCAGGCUAUUGUGAGGUCGACAGUGUGAUCUUGCCCUCGCACCAUACAAAGUUACAGUUGGUUCGUAAUUGCAUGCACAUCAUUACCCGAUCCAGUGCUUUUCUUUAGAGAAAAAGUUUCCAGUACAGUACUGCAUAUCCUUGAGUACCCCCAGAAAAAAGCACCAAUUAUAUCACAACCACCGCACCAUACAUUGAAAGCCCUCUUCUACCACUUUCAAGCUCUUGACUUUUAAAAGUAUCUUUCAAAAAAACCACCAAAGUCCUUUUUGCCGGGGAUAAUUCAGACGGAAAUUCCCAGGUGUCAAAAAAGGUUGUUUAUGUAUGCCACUACUGUGGCCUGUGUUUCAUUAGCCCAAAAAUGGUAAACGAGUGAGGUCCCAACUAAAGAAGAAUGACAACUUAAACUGAUGGGAUAUGCACAGCUUGCAGACUUAACAUAUAGAAUAAGAGAACAAGAAGAGCAUAUGUUUAGAGAACAUUGGAAAACGUUUAUUGAAUACAUGGGAAAUAACUGUGUACACUUGAAAACUUUGGCAGCAUUAAGAUAAAUUCAACAGUGUAAAUAAGUUUUGAUGGAUGUAAUAAUGGGAUACUGAAGGGUUUAGCUUUUGUAAAAUAUGCAGAGAUUCAUGAAAUGCAAAGGAACAAGGGUAGAAAGAUAAGCUACAUUUGCAGGGGCAGCGGUCACAAGCCACUCUCAUGACAGCUGCAGAAUGGGAGUAUUAAGAACGGGAGAACAGCUCGUCUGAAUCGGACUAAACAGCUUUCUGAAUAUAAACAGAAGACUACACAGCAGCGUUAUGUGUUACUUUCUUAGCCCCACCGGUGUAGGGAUAGCAGCACAGGAUAAAGCUACAGGACUGCUUCAGGACUCUUCCAGCCCAACCUGCAACAGGGGUACUAGACUACAUUGCAGGCUUCUUGUAAAGCACUUUCUCUUCAUUGCCCUGACUCCAACAUCAUAGCUGUCAACUUUCAGAUUUGAAAAUAAGGUAUCAGCAGCCUCGAAAAUAAGGAAUCAGCAGCCUCACCUGUCCCGGGGACAGUCUACAGGAUAUCUAACAAUCCAGGAUAGCAGUGGGAAGUGGCGCUGGAAUAAGGGAAUUUCCCACAAAAAAAGGGAAGGUUGACAGCUAUGUCCAACAUGCAAUACUCAAAGUGAAUUACACUGCAGAGCCGUCAUACUCCCAGCCGCAACCACUUCAAACUUUCAUUAUGGGAUAAUGAACUGCGUUUGUAUGGAAAUCUGCAUUUUUUAAAACGUCUAAAAGCAAAACAAGGGUUUCCCUCCCCGCACAUCAAAUGAGUUUCGAUUAGAGGAGCACAAACUACCGGUAUUUGCUGCUACCAUUUUGUUCAGUGGUUAACGUGCUGGCAUACGUUUACAGGGGCAUGAACAUCUUGGCUUUCUCUGCAGAUUUCUGGGGGUGGUGUGAAUAAGCAAAAAUAGCAGAACAGCACACGUUCAGUAUAACUUUUUAAAAAAAAUUCAGUUCUCCUUAUCCCGAGGACUCAGGAUUUGUAUUCAUAGCUUUCAAAACCAAUGAAACCGAUAGACAGCGCAAGCGACUUUCACAAUGAUGAAAAGCGAAUGCAUGAAAUAAUAACAGUAAUUGCACGUCUGAAGUAGACGGUAGUGUGCAAAAGCCAAUGCUGCGGCAGAUUUGUGUUAAUCUUUGAUGUCUCACUUCCAAAGAUGCUGCACAGAACUCUUUUUUUUAAUCCUCUUUUGAAGAAAAGCAGGCUGAGUCAUUUCCUAUAGGGCUCAAGUAUGAUAGCAAUUUAACUAUGUGAUGCUUUCACUUGUUAAGUGUUACCAGGCAAUGGCUGUCCUGAUACAAUCUGGAAGAGCUCUUGAUUUCCUUCCAGUGCUGGCGCAGUCGUUUUUAAUUCACAUGGAACUUUAGCUGCCCUCGCCUCAUACUAAAAGAAUGCUCAGGACCUGAUUUUAUGUGCCUGAAAGAAAGGAGGUGGUGGAGGAAGCGGUUAGCAGCAGAUAAAAGUACCAGAGAGCCUGGCAUUAAUGCACUAAAAUAAUGCUACAGUGACUGGGCAACCUUCCUCUGUUAGGGAGAUUGCAUUUAAUAGUCUAGGAUGGCAAGGGGGAUUUUCCUUUAAUGGAUGCUAAUUUGGGGGCUAUUGCAGGUAUCAUUUGUUAUGGCUGUGCAAGGGGGGGGGGCACCUAAGCUCCCGUAUUUCAGACACAUGGUUCAUACCGUGCUUUUUUCUGGGGGGGGACGCAUACCCCUAAACAUUUUGUGAAUCUAAGUUUGGCCUCAUUGAGAGGCAAGAUUUCAAUAUGAGUAGGAAAAUGAGAGUACCCCUAAACAUUUUUUUUUAAAGGAAAAAGAGCACUGGGUUCAUAUAUUUAGAUACGUGUGCGUUUAUGAAUAUUUGUUCUAUAUUUGAGACCUUUGAAUUCUUAGAACAAUGUUCACCCCGAUCCUGGAGGGCUGGAUCGAAGGAAGGCUCUUCAUAAGAGCUGGAUCAGGCCAGUGGCCCACCUACAGCAGCAUCGUGGUCUCACUCGGUUCUGACCCCCCCUAAAAUAAAUCUUGGCUAGGCUAUGUUCAAAAGCAUUAUUAUUAUUAUUAUUAUUAUUACUACAAUAGAAGGGGUUUUUUUUAAAUAGUAUUUAUUAAAGUUUUAAGUUGACAAAAAGGCAAAAGAAAAAACACCAAAUUGAACAAUAACAAAACCAACACAUCACAAUAAAAAAACAGAAAGAUAAUAACAAUUAAAAACAGAAGAAAAAAGAAAAAAAACAAAUCGAACCUUCCCAUAACUUAUCUUUCAUUUGCUUGUUUCCCUGACCUCCUCACACCUCCCUUUUUUGUAUUCUAAGUCAAUUAUCCAUUUCAGCAAAUCCUUUCCCUCUCUUCAAAAUUUUUAUCCUGAAAAUUUAUCUUAAUCUUGAUAUAAGUUUACUUUCCCUCUUUUCACCAAUUAACAGUCUAUUUUUCUUAAAUCUUUGAUACAUUUUUGCUAAAAUCACCUAGAUUCAUUCCAACAUCAUUCUAACAUUCAUUAAUUUUACAAUGUUUCUGUAAAUAAUCUUUAAAUUUCUUCCAAUCUUCCUCCACCAACUCUUCUCCCUGGUCUCGGAUUCUGCCUACAAUAGAAGGGUUUUGUUUAGUAGCAUUUCCUAAUCUGUGGGUCACACAGCCUGUGCAAAUGGAUCACAGGCUUUAGAAGUAAACCCCAAGAAUCAGUCCUUAACUGAUAUGAACGCCUCUAGUUUUUUUAGCAUGAUAAUACUUUUUUGACGUUUGUAACUGAACAUCAGAAAGACUCAAGCUCUAUUAUCGCAGGGCUGCCAUACGUCCCUGUUUCUCCAGGACAUGUCUGGGAAUCUGACUGUCAAAAUGGAGUCUGGGCGGAAUUUUGCCGAAUUGGAAAACCUGGACGCAUGGCAACUAGGGCGAUGUUCUGAAAAAAACCUCAACUACUUAAAUAAAUACUUUUUUUGUUGUUUUUGUGUUAUGUUGGAUAUGUGAUUGUAAAACUUUAAUUUGAAAAACCAAAUAAAUUUAUAUAUAUAUACAGUGGUACCUUGGUUUAAGAACAGCUUAGUUUAUGAACAACUUGGAUUAAGAAUGCUGCAAACCCAGAAGUAGGUGUUUUGGUUUGUGAACUUUGCCUUGGAAGCAGAACAUGUUCCGCUUCCUGUUGAAUGUGUUCCAUUUGUAAAUUGGGUCCCCCACUGCUAUGGGAAAGCACACCUUGGUUUAAGAACGCUUUGGUUUAAGAAUGGACUUCUGGAACGGAUUAAGUUUGUAAACCAAGGUACCACUGUAUAUAUAAAAAAGAGAUACGUAACUGAAUUUGACACCUGAAUAAAAACGUCAAGUAAACCCUCCAUCAUGCAUGCUGGGGUGUGCUUCUUGGUUUCAUAUUUACCCGUUUUAGAAUCUUGCAGCUGUAGUAUGAAUAGCUUAGUUUCUUCUUCGUUCUGUCUGGAAGGAUGUGAGCGAGUGUUGAGGAACAGAGUCUACCUUGUUGAUAAGGAACCAGUGUUUCCUUCAUUGCAGCUAUAAAGGAGUAAGGGCACAAUCACAACAGUGCUGACAAACCAAGAUAAGGUUUCAAGAGGGGUUCACUGAAAGUUUAAUCCUACGUGCCCUACUUAGAAAAAAAAAUUCUUUAAAAGCAUUCAAACAUCAGGAACAUUUGAAUACAGUCCUUCCUGUUGCCUCUGCAGCGUCAUUAUUAUGUUUUAUAAUUGUAUUAUUAUUUAGAAGAACCACAGAUUAAGAUGUGAAACAAGACAAAACUCCGAAAACAAAGUUCCUAAGCACUAAACUGGGAACCAGCAUUUCACAAGUCUAUACACAUUCCAUGCUAGGCACCAUCUAGUGGCCUAUUUCCAUACAAAACUCAUGAAACUGCCCUCCUGUCUUAUCUAAUGCUGUUUAUGUGAGCGUCCGUCUGAUACUGGGGAGUGGGUGGAAGCAGCAACAACAUUUGUAAUCUCCGUCUGCAUGUAUGAAAAAAGCCAUAAAGCUUGAUUUUGCUCGGGUUUUUCCACCCCUAGCAAGCUACAAGUAGUUCAUACCACAAACCUAUAUGUCUGCUCAGAAGGAAAUCCCAUUGGGUUAAAUGGAGUUUGCACCCAGAUAAACGUUCUAGGUCAGAUUAUACCCUCAGUCUAUAGGAUUAUAGCACUGAGGUUACACACCAUUAAACUAAGCCCUUACAGGUGUUCCAUUAACUUAUAUUUUAUCUUCAUCAAUUCUCAGGUGA
Podarcis lilfordi (Lilford's wall lizard) is the source of this 8297-nucleotide messenger RNA. The record is from the annotation of a GenBank genome assembly. NCBI's taxonomy places the organism in Eukaryota, Metazoa, Chordata, Lepidosauria, Squamata, Lacertidae.